CUUGUUUCCAUUCAUUCCGUUCGGAUUCAUUCGAUACUUCGCUGCCUAGAAAGACGGACGUACGUCGGUAGUGGCCGCGUCAGAGUUAGUUAGUAGUGUGCUGCGGGGUAGUUAUAGGUUAAAACAACUCAUACAGGAGGCUGUGUAAAGUGGUUUUAUUGGGUGGUCAGUGUUGAAGAACAGUGUUUUUCUUUGGUGUACAGAUUUCAAGAGUUAUUCUCCGGCAAUAACACGAUCAAUAGACUUCAUCGUGCGAAGGGACUGCAAGUGACGAACCUGUGGAACUGUGUUGCGCCUCUUAGAGGAACCGCCGACGGUAUCGAAGAAAGAAAGAUUUCGGUAAGAGGAUUAACGCAUGAAGUUUAAUGUUAAAAACUAGAAAACUACAUACGUAAAGACUGCUCGAUCGAUCCACACUAUUUGCUGAGGUUUGAAUUCUUCGUAAUACUUUUCGGCAAGUGCUCCUAGGAACGUGACCGUACUACCAUUGGCACCACGAGGACAGAAGAAUGACCAGCACCUCACCGAGUGCUACUGUAUCACCCUGUAGAGUAGUGUUGCUGUGAGAAAACAGUGGAAACGUUUACAAAGGGUGCUUGCUUACCCACCACGCAAACCCCCGCACAAAGUAGAUGUUAGAGCUAAAGUUAAAUCGAAAAGCGUCCAGAAUGGCACGACUCGUGGCAUUGGUGGCACUUACCGGAUGUCUAGUGUUGCUCGCUAGCCAUCCACCCUCUGUACAGGGCCGUGUGAUCGUACGGCGCCAGGCAGAAGAACCCAUGACAACCGUCCUACCAAACGACGCUCAAACGGCAGCGGACGACAUGCAGGAGUUGACAACCGUGCCUCCGAACGAUGAUAACGCGGCAAACAGUAAGGUGGCGACAACUCCACCACGACCCAACGAUCGGUUCGAACAGUUCCCGGCAGAUGGUAUGAGCUCGGACAGUGCGACGCUCGAACAGCAGUCGGCCGAUGGGAGUGCGGCGGAUGAGCCUGCGUCCUCCCUGUCGGACACGGCCGAACAGCUGUCCAACGAUACGGACGAGGAGGCGAGCGUAUCCGGAACUACGUUAGCGCCCUCUGGCGAAGAAUCGAUGGGAAGUGAUGCCGAAACGCUGGAAGACGUUGGUAGUGCGAGUUCUGCAUCGCAAUCAUCCUCCAGUCAGCAGCAGCAGCUAUCGGAUGAGACGGACAGGAGCGAGGAUACAACGGAAGUGGCCGAAACCAUCGUGAACACGGCCGCACCUGCAAUCAAUGAAAUUACGACACCCGCUCCGACCGCUGCUCCCGCCCGUUCGGUUGUAGCAGAAGGAUCUGAAGGGGAGAGUGUGAGCAGCAGUGGUGCCAGCGAAUCGGCCGGAUCGUCCGAGCCACGUGUCCCGUCGGUCGAGUCGGAUCAAAGUUCAGUGCCCGAACAGCAGCAAAGCUCGGAACAGUCCGGGCAGCAGCAGGGAACCUUUGAACAGGACUCGCUUGCUGAAGAGAUUAACUCCCAGCUUAGGGGCGAUGGGGAUGAUAAUGAUGAUGAGGUCGCCGUCACUACGACCGUGGUACCGCCGCUUGCCCCAGAGGUCGAAACGAUCAGCCCGGCAAGCCCGGCGAAUCGCUCCGACGAUGGCAGUGCACCGGCCGCAAUGGUGUCCGACGGUGCUGGCGAACGGAUCGAGUUAAGUAGGUACACGGCACCAUCCAACAGCUCACCGAACGGUACGGCACUGCUCAAGGAAAACUCGGCCGUUGAAAUCGACUCGUCCAAUGACGACGAGGAGGAUCGUCUCACCACGGAAGCUGCUUUACCGGUGACCACCCUGUCAGCGCUAGAUGUUGCAACGGACGACGCAUCCCGCGCAAGCGAAAGCGUGGAAAGAAACAGUUCACUGUCGGUGGAAAGGACGCAGAUCGAAACGAACACGUACGAGGAGAGUUCGAAUGAGGUGGAACGCAACCAGACGCUGCCGGCUCGUGCCAAGAAGGGCAAAUUCUUGGACCAGUUCAACGAGGAAACAACGGAGGACAAUGACAUUAAUCUGCCGAACGGGGCCGCAUGGGCGCUUGCCGGGAUGCGUAUGGUGGAACGAAAGCAAUCGGACGUUGGGCAGGUAGUGAGCGAGAGCACGGAAACGGUGCGGGAUGACAGCGAGAACGUAGUAGGAAACAAUACCCUGAAGCAGCUGAUGGAUUGGGCCAUCAUAAUGAAGGAGGCAGACUUUGCCAACAGUUCGUUCGUACGCUCUACCGUAUCGUCUGACGAGCCUGCCGGUGCAAAGGAUAGACGCACGUACGCGAACAAGGUUCCGGCCGUUGAGAAUGGAGCGGACGUGCUGAGCGAGGAGAAUCGGUUGACCGCGAUCGUUACAGAAGCCGCACCAACGAAACCGGCUGCAGAGGGUGAGAGUGUGGCGGCCGAGACGGAGGAUGGCAAUGUAGUCGACACGACGUUUGUCCCCUUAACGGAGAGUCCCGAUCGCAGAGGACAAGAGUUGGAAGAUUUCAAAUUUGAAGAUCGCUCCACCAGCAGCACCACGAUGGCGAAUGAGGUGGCGGGUAUUAGCGAGAGUGUAAACGCUAUGCCAACCACCACGAGACGCACCUAUGAGGUUAGCGAGAAUGUGGACGAAAGUGAGGUGUCUCAGGGUGUGCGCAAUACCCCAGAGAUUCGAACCACCACAACGACGACGACGAGCGCGGCCCAACGAUCGGACGUCAGCACGGCGUUCGGCAUGUUUGAGGACGUUCCGGUAACGACCUACUCGCCGGCGGCACCGAUCCUAAGACGCACUGAGCAAACGACACCUCCGAUUCCGCUCACCACCAUGAUCACGCGUCUCGCAAGCACGAUGCCGGUAAGACGUCCCACUACCAUGCAGCCAGACUUUGCCGCCAUUACCACCACCGAUUUACCGGUGCGCGAGUACGCCAGCACGGACAUGGGUGGCGGCGUCACAUUCACUACCACGGUAGCGAGUAGCGAAGCACCGAUCGUGCAUGAUACUGCCGACUCGAAACCACUGGACAGGCAGGAUUCCACGGAAUCCUCGGAGGUGAACCAGAAUCUGCUGAACCGCACCGACGAUAAGCUCAUGGUGGCAACAUCGACGGUUGCAAGUGUUACCACCGUUGUACCGAACCUAUCCAGCGCUACGCUAACGAACAACGUCGAGUUUGAUGACGCUUCCGCUGGCGAGAGCUUGAUUGGACAGUCUAGCGUCACUACGGAACGGUCGGACCCACCGCAGAUGACUACCGACGAGUCGGCCGAUGAUGGCGGCAAGGUUCCGAUCGUGUUAGACGACAAGCAUGUGUACGAUACGAUUUCCACUACGGUCGCUGCUGCUACGACAACUGCGUCAACCAGCAGCCCAUCAUCGAUUACUACAACCGAGAGCAGUUCGGGAUCGGGACAGUCGGUUGGUGUGUCGGCGGAAGCGUACACAACACGUCGUACCAUCGAUCGUUCCAUGACGACGACGGAACUGUCCGAGGAGGAAUCGGUCACAGAGGAAGACUACAUCGAGCUGAACAAUGUACCGGCCACUGGUGGUAGUGGUGGAGCGUCGCAGGGUGACGGACAGAACCAGACAGACCUGUCCGGACAACAGCAGGGAGUCGCACCUAAGCAGGGCAUUAACGGUACGACGGAACAAUCGCAGGGUGAGCCGGCAGCAGAGGAGGACAGCAGUGUGGUGGUAGCCGUUGUAGCCAGCAUUGUGAGCGUGAUCGUGGUGCUACUACUGAUUGCGGCCUUCAUGUACUAUCCGCCGUUGCAGAUCGUGUUCCGCAAGCGACAGAAUCAGGUCUCGUACGGACAACGCUGCCGGCCGGUCGGUCUCGACGCUUAUAGCCUGGACAAUGUGUCCGUGUACAACAGCGUGCGACGCAAGGGCAACACGGCCCGCAUGUCCAAACGAUCGUACGGUAACUCGGCGUUUGAGGAUCCCAACUUUAAAACCAACCCGCUGACGGUGGCCGAGUUGGCCAACAUCAUCCACAACAAGACGGCCAUUUACGACGAGUUCAAGGAGAUCCCGAACGUGACUGCCCGUGCCGAUGAGGUGCCGGAAGGAUGCGAGGAUAAGAAUCGGUACGCAAACGUAGUUCCACUGCCGGAAACACGUGUUCAUCUGAAGCGCAUGAAUGACGAUGAAAAGACGGAGUACAUCAAUGCCAACUUUGUGAAGGGUCCCAAAGAUUCUGCCAACUAUUACAUUGCCUGUCAAGCUCCGAUGGAGAACACGAUCAACGACUUCUGGCGCAUGGUGUGGGAGCAAAACUCGAAAGUGAUCAUCAUGGCAACGGAUCUUAGCGAAAACGGUGUGGAGAAGUGUGCCGAGUAUUUGCCACCAUCGGUUGUACUGGACAACAGCCGUACGUUUGGAGAUUUCCAGCUAACGUUGAAAAACCGUGAAAAUAAGGAGAAGUACACAAUCUCAACGGUGCACAUGCGCCACACGCCCAGCAACAAUCUGCGCGAGAUCAUGCACUUCUGGUAUCAGUGGCCCGACACGGGCGUCCCGAUCGACGAGUCUUCCAUCAUCGGCAUGCUGCUGGAGGCGCGCACCCACCUGAAGCUGUCUCCCUCGGAGCUGGCCGAGUUUGCCACGAUCGCGGAGGAGUCGGAGGAACAGCCAUCGGAACAGCCGAGUGCCGGCAAUGGAACUGAUAACUCUAGCAAUAAUAAUAACAACAAUAAUAACAAUAAUGCCACCAGCAAUGGGACGCCGGCCGGUGCGGGCAAGGAACCGACCAGUAUCGUCAGCAACGGUGGCACCAUGGACAAGCACAAGUCACUGCAGCGAACUCAGGGACCACUUACCGUGCACUGUUCGCCGGGAACGGGACGUACUGGAACGCUGGUGGCGUGUGACAUUGCGCUGCGUCUGCUAGAGGUGCCACCGCGCACGGUGGAUCUGCCACAGAUUGUGUACUACGUACGACGCGGCCGGGCCAGUGCCGUCCGGACACGGGAACAGUAUGAACUGAUCUACCGGGUAUCGAACGUGUACGCGACCAAGUUAACAGGCCCGACCAUAGAAACAUAGGAAAGACUCAUUUAAAAUCAAGUAUUGUGAGUAUGUUCGACACACCUCGGAUGGAGCGGAUCUCCAUCGUUCGGUCCUCGAUCCUCCAACGACUCGAUCGACUCGAUUGCGACGGGGGAGCGAGACAGAGCAAAAGCACAGCCGUAAAAAACACAUACACACACAUACAACCGUUCCGAUAGCGGCUACUGGCUACCGGGAAUAGAGGAGCAUCGUCCAUCGUCCUCCAGUGCAUCAAACACCAAGGAUUCUUCUUUCGACCUAUGUUCCUUUCAGGGCUCCCAUCUGUCGAUCGUG
Messenger RNA from Anopheles coluzzii, 5339 nucleotides. RefSeq names its product serine-rich adhesin for platelets. The coding region runs from base 633 to 5042 and encodes 1469 amino acids. The transcript has 11 exons. Gene Ontology annotation, biological process: protein dephosphorylation. The record is from RefSeq and is a predicted model, not a curated record. Lineage: Eukaryota; Metazoa; Arthropoda; Insecta; Diptera; Culicidae. Gene Ontology annotation, molecular function: protein tyrosine phosphatase activity.